This is a messenger RNA of Sebastes umbrosus (honeycomb rockfish), 985 nucleotides long. RefSeq names its product myosin, light chain 2a, regulatory, cardiac, slow (gene myl2a). The transcript has 7 exons. Gene Ontology annotation, biological process: muscle cell fate specification; heart development; cardiac muscle contraction. Gene Ontology annotation, molecular function: calcium ion binding. Gene Ontology annotation, cellular component: myofibril; cytoplasm. The coding region runs from base 73 to 582 and encodes 169 amino acids. The record is from RefSeq and is a predicted model, not a curated record. Lineage: Eukaryota; Metazoa; Chordata; Actinopteri; Perciformes; Sebastidae.
CAAAAAGGGCACCCGCAAUCUCCCCAUUGUUCACUGGCAUCAUUGUUGGUCUGACCUCCCAGCUGCUCAGCCAUGGCCCCCAAGAAAGCCAAGAAGAGGACGGCAGAGGGAGCCAACUCCAAUGUGUUCUCCAUGUUUGAGCAGGCUCAGAUCCAGGAAUUUAAAGAGGCCUUCACCAUCAUGGACCAGAACAGAGACGGCUUCAUCGACAAGAAUGAUCUGAGGGACACGUUUGCUGCUCUCGGACGUGUCAAUGUGAAACAGGAAGAGAUUGAUGAGAUGCUCAAAGAGGCUCCUGGCCCAAUCAACUUCACCGUCUUCCUCACCAUGUUCGGUGAGAAGCUGAAAGGUGCUGAUCCAGAGGAGACCAUCCUCAACGCGUUCAAAGUCUUUGACCCUGAGGGGAAAGGCGUGCUGAGGAAGGACUAUGUGACACAGAUGUUAACAACACAAGCAGACCGAUUCUCCCCGGAAGAGAUGGUGCAGAUGUUCGCUGCCUUCCCUCCAGAUGUGGCAGGAAACCUAGACUACAAGAACCUGGUUCACAUCAUUACUCACGGAGAGGAAAAGGAUCAGGAGUAAAACCUUUUUGUCAACAUGUUCAUCAAAUAGAAAGUCAGGUUUUUUUUGCCCGUACAUGACUUGAAACUGGCCCACUGCUCUUGAAGGAGAUAUGGACUUUGGUUUUAUAUAUGCAUCUUUAUGUCGGCUGCAUUGUCUCUGUACAGUAGGCUACUCACCCAAGAGCGCAAGAGGAUCCAGACCAAAUGUUCACUUCCAGGCCCCAAAAAAACUGACAAUUUACAUCAACAUAGUGAGCUCCCUUUCUGCUUUAUCCACAAUAUGUUCCCACAUUCAUCUGAGAAUAAUUAAAUUAUUGUCCUCAUCAUUUCGUAUACUCCUCACCGCCUAUAUAUUUUCUUAGAAAAAUAUCCGUUUGUUAGGUCUGUGCAUGUCCGUCUAAUAAAAGUUUUCAAAGACAGAA